CUGGGUGUCGAUCUGUGAGGGGGUGGAGCUGCUAGGAGGGGGGUCAGCGGGGGAAGGACGACUGAAGACAGGUCUCCCCACACAGCAACUCCAGCCACAUUAGCAGCCUCCUCUGUCUGUCCAGAACCUGCUCUCACCUCAAGCCCAGCCAACCGUGAGCUGCCACAAUGGGCUCUGAGCUGGAGACUGCAAUGGAGACCCUCAUCAACGUGUUCCACACCCAUUCGGGCAAAGAGGGGGACAAGUACAAGCUGAGCAAGAAGGAGCUGAAAGAGCUGCUGCAGACUGAGCUCUCUGGCUUCCUGGAGGCCCAGAAGGAUGCAGAUGCAGUGGACAAGGUGAUGAAGGAGCUAGACGAGAACGGAGAUGGAGAGGUGGACUUCCAGGAGUACGUGGUGCUGGUGGCCGCCCUCACAGUGGCCUGUAACAACUUCUUCUGGGAGAACAGUUGAGCAGACAGCCCCAGUGGGCAGCGCCCUUCCCUUCCAUGCUGGCAGAUCUGCCUCUUCACCCAACUUCCGUCUCACCCCUUUUUCCCUCCCCAUGCUCCCUCUGCCCCCAUCAAGGGCGCAAGAGUAGUGGGCCAGGCCUACAACUCCUCAUUCAUUAAAGGUUCCUCUCUGGCCAGCCA
Choloepus didactylus (southern two-toed sloth) is the source of this 631-nucleotide messenger RNA. RefSeq names its product S100 calcium binding protein A1 (gene S100A1). The record is from RefSeq and is a predicted model, not a curated record. Gene Ontology annotation, cellular component: sarcoplasmic reticulum. Lineage: Eukaryota; Metazoa; Chordata; Mammalia; Pilosa; Megalonychidae. Gene Ontology annotation, biological process: regulation of heart contraction. Gene Ontology annotation, molecular function: S100 protein binding; calcium ion binding. The transcript is spliced from 3 exons. Bases 168 to 452 code for a protein of 94 amino acids.